AAUAGAAAUAAAAUAAAAUAAAAAAAAAUAGUUAAUAUUUCUUUAUUUAUUUCUUUUUUUAUUCACACACUUUAAAAAAAAUAAUAAUAAUAACAAUGACAGAUAUUUUACCUUCUUCACCUGCCGCUUCUAUGACUAGCUUUAGAAGAUAUCGUUUUGCAACCGAAGUAGUGACUAUUGACAAUUCAGAUGAUCCUCAUAAUGCGUCUUCAAUACCCAUUUAUCAAACAGCUACCUUUAAACAAAAAGGGGCAAAUGCUUCUGGAGAAUAUGAUUACUCUCGUAGUGGUAAUCCAACCCGUACACAUGUUGAGAAUCAUUUGGCAAAAUUGAUGGGAGCAGAGAGAGCAUUAGUAGUGACGAGUGGUAUGGGAGCACUUGAUGUCAUCACACGUCUAGUGAGAGCAGGAGAAGAGAUUAUUGCAGGAGAUGACCUCUAUGGUGGCACAAAUCGUCUCCUCAGCUUUUUGGCUCAAUCACAAAAUAUUAAGACACAUCAUAUAGACACAACGAAAUCUGAUUCUAUUUUACCUUAUCUAUCAGCAGAGAGGACAAGAUUGGUCUUACUCGAGUCACCUACAAAUCCAUUGAUCAAGAUCAGUGAUAUCCCCACCAUUUCAAGAUAUGUUCAUGAACGAUGUCCUAAUGCCUUGGUUGUGGUGGAUAACACGAUGAUGUCUCCUUAUCUGCAACGUCCCUUAGAGCUGGGUGCUGAUAUAUCGUAUCAUUCAGGUACCAAAUACUUAUCAGGUCAUCAUGACUUGAUGGCAGGUGUUAUUGGCGCUAAAACGGCUGCGAUUGGAGAUGCACUUUAUUAUGUGAUUAAUGCUACAGGGUGUGGUUUGAAUCCAUUUGAUUCAUGGCUUCUCUUACGUGGUGUAAAGACAUUAGCAGUACGUAUGGAUAAACAACAGGCAUCUAGUAUACGUAUCGCCCAUUAUUUAGAGUUACUAGGAUUUAAAGUCCAUUACCCUGGUUUAAAAUCACAUCCUCAAUAUCAAUUGCAUCAUUCAAUGGCAUCAGGUCCAGGCGCUGUACUUAGUUUUGAAACUGGGGACGUUGACAUCUCAGAACGAAUUGUGGAGGCUACACGACUUUGGAGUAUUAGCGUCUCCUUUGGUUGUGUAAACUCAUUAAUUAGUAUGCCCUGUAGAAUGUCACAUGCCUCUAUCCCUGCUCAUAUUCGUGCUGAAAGAGCCCUUCCAGAAGAUUUAAUUCGUUUAUGUGUUGGGAUUGAAGAUGUAGAAGAUCUUUUAGAGGAUUUAGAACGGGCUUUGGAUAUUGCCGGUGCUUUAUUACCUCUUCCAGUUAAACAAUAAUGUGUUCACUUUGUAUAAUAUAAUAUAAUAUAAAAAUAAAAUAAAUUAUUAUUAUUAUUAUUAUUA
Molecule: messenger RNA, 1385 nt
Organism: Cokeromyces recurvatus
Lineage: Eukaryota; Fungi; Mucoromycota; Mucoromycetes; Mucorales; Mucoraceae
Product: cystathionine beta-lyase
Exons: 2
Coding region: 96-1319 (407 amino acids)
Biological process (GO): transsulfuration; 'de novo' L-methionine biosynthetic process
Cellular component (GO): cytoplasm
Molecular function (GO): pyridoxal phosphate binding
Source: RefSeq, a predicted model, not a curated record